Stylophora pistillata is the source of this 2634-nucleotide messenger RNA. Its product is annotated as proprotein convertase subtilisin/kexin type 6. Gene Ontology annotation, cellular component: Golgi membrane; trans-Golgi network. Gene Ontology annotation, biological process: peptide hormone processing. Gene Ontology annotation, molecular function: serine-type endopeptidase activity. Lineage: Eukaryota; Metazoa; Cnidaria; Anthozoa; Scleractinia; Pocilloporidae. The record is from RefSeq and is a predicted model, not a curated record.
AUGGCUGGAUUUUCGAUUCGAACUCUUUUUAUAAUAUUCUUCUGUUUAACUGAUGCUUUAGCCAGUGAGAGUUAUACCAAUGUGUGGUCCGUAAAAUUUCGUGGUAACCGGGAAGAAGUCGAGCGGUUUGCCUCCAAAAAUAAUCUCGUCUACGACAGACAUCUAUUUGAGGAUUAUCAUACCUUAAAACGACCUGAUUUGCUGAAAAGUCCUCAAAAGACAAAGUCCUCAUUGGAGAUUGAUAGCAAGUUGCUUUCUGAGGAAAAGGUUGAAUGGUUCAUGCAUCAAAAGGUGAAAAAGUAUAAACUGUUUUCAAAUGAACACCGGGGAGUACUUUGGUACAUUGAUAGACCUGAGGGAUCCCAAGAGCCAACCUUCAAUGUUGUUCCUGUUUGGAAAGCAGGAUACACAGGAAAAGGAAUUAUAGUAGCAGUUGUUGAUGAUGGAGUUGAUGGCAGUCAUCCUGAACUAAAAGACAACUAUAAUGUGCAUCUAAGUUAUGAUUAUGUGCUUGGCAAAGAUGUGGAACUUGGAACACCUGUAUCUGGCCACGGCAACAAAUGUGCAGGUGUCAUAGCUGGAAAACGACAUAACGAUUUAUGUGGAAUAGGAUUGGCCUAUGAAGCUAACAUUGCAGGUGUUCGCCUCUUUGAUGAUCACAUUUGGUCGACUGACGCAUGGGAAUUCUCGUCUUUGAUACAUAAACUAGACUACAUUGACAUAUAUUCCAACAGCUGGGGGCCGGGGGACAUAGGCUGGGAAGUAGAAGGUCCUGGACCGCUGGCCAGUAAAGCUUUAGAACUUGGUACUUCAAAGGGUCGUGGUGGCCUGGGUGCUAUCUACACGUUUGCGGCAGGCAAUGGUGGCCUUGGGGGAGACAGUUGUGCAUACAAUGGUUACGUAAAUAGUAUUUACACCAUUGCUAUCACCGGUGUGAAUCGUGAUGGAUCUCUUCCUAGCUACGCUGAGGACUGCCCCGGAAUAAUGGCCGCCGCUUAUAGUAUGGAUUCAUAUAAAAACGUCGGAACGGUUACAACUGUUGAUAACCAAGAAGGAUGUGUUCAUAAUUUCUCGGAGUCGUCAGCGGCUACCGCAAUGGCAUCAGGAUUGAUUGCACUAACCCUGCAAGCAAAUCCUAAUUUAACAUGGCGUGACGUUCAACACAUCAUAGCUAACAGUGCUAGAGCAGCACCUGGUGGUGUCUUGCUUAAAGAUGGAAAGUGGCGGCAAAACAAAGCAGGAUUUUACUUCAGUAAAUUUUAUGGCUUUGGACUCAUGGACGCUAGCAGGAUGGUGAACCUGGCAAAGAACUGGACUCAAGUUCCUGGGCAGCGGAAAUGUGAAAUCGAAGGGAGUGAAAAGCAAAUCCCAGGUACAAUUUCAGUAGAAGUCAAAAAUUGCGAGAUAAAGUUCUUAGAGCACGUGCAAGUCAGAGUAAAUCUUGAUUUCUCUCGGCGUGGAGACUUGAUACUACAUUUGAAGUCACCGAGUGAAACAAUUUGUCCAUUGACGGGAUACCGUAUGGCAGACAACUAUCAGGAAUUUACGAACUUGACAGACUGGCAUAUCACAACUCUAUUUCACUGGGGAGAGAAUCCUUCAGGGAAAUGGGAGCUCAAGAUUAGUGAUGCUUCCCCAGAACACCCAAGUGCAGGUAAACUUCAUCAUUGGUCCUUGAUCUUGUAUGGAACGUCAUCAGCUCCCCUCAAACACGGACGCGAAAAGGACGACCUACCACCACGCGUCAUUCCUACCAAAUCAACGAGUACAGGGAGCACAACAAAUGAACCUACAAAUGAAUCCACAUCAACAGUUCCAGUGAUGCUGAUUAUCUUACCUGUGGUAUGCGCUUCUACUUCGUUAUUCAUUAUUGCCGGAAUAUGUUGUUACCGCCAUGUAAGAAAAAAUAGGACAGAAGAUAAACGAGAACCCGAAAAACACGCUGAAUCGGUGCAGGAAGAGAACGUUGAAGUUAUGGUUUAGUGAAGGGGAAAAUAUCAACUGGUUUCUGACUGAAAAUGGCUCGAAGUUACAAUGCAUUGGUCCCUCAAUAUAAGCACGUUUUGUUCAGUGAAUGAUAUCAAAGUAAUAUAAUAAAGGCACAUAGCUCUGCCUGAAAUAUUUGUGGACAAUUUGUUCCUUUGAAAGGUCUACGUAGUAAGGUAAUUUUUUGUAGUAGUGUAAAUAUCGUGUAAGUUGUGCGUAAGGAGUUGAGGAGAUAGGGGUAGCUGUUUUCUUGUGUCGUUGAAAACCGUCAACGAUUUGACGGAAAUAUUGAUGAUUUUUGAUAAGGGUUGUCAAACCUAGAGGCAAGUUGUUUAAGCAAAUACUUAAUUAAUUCAAAAGAAACCAAGGUACACUUGAAUUUACUUGAAUUUACUUGAAAUUUACUUGAAAGUUCGAGAGCGUCUAAAACCUUCACGCGUUGAUUGUAGUAUCGAGGAGGGAGAAAAUUGGUUUCCUGUGAGAGCAUCACUCCUCACUAUACUAAGUUUAGACUUCAUAACUUAAUUUUUAAAAAGAUCGGAAGUUUGUUUUUUGAUUGUUGUAAUGCUUGAAUUGUGUAUAAGUAUAUGAACCACUAGUUUACUUGUCAGUUCAAUUUUCGGCGGAAGACGCGGAAAACGUUGUAGA